AGAGAGAGGGGCACGUCGCUGUGUUGGCUACUGGUUGGGUAGCCUGCAGCACACAGGGCAGCCCGUGUGUUGUCUAGCUCUUUGCAGCGGGACAGCACCCGCAGUUCAGUAGUGGUUUUGAGUAGGUUGGGAGACAAAGCCCAAGGUUCAGACAGGGUGUAGAAUGGUUAUUUAGGGUGAGAUCUAGAGUUUUCGGUUUUAAUUUCCUUUGAGCCUCGUCAGUACUUGGACAAUCUCACAUGGUCCAGGAGCAACCUUUGUCAGUAAUUUCAUUUUGAGUCACUGUUAAUUUUGCCUAUGUAGCAUAAACCAUAAAGUGCGAUUCAGUGACUCAGAUCCACCCAUUAGCAGUUGCCAUGCCUAGAUUCUUGGUUUAGCCUUAACUGGUUCCCUUCUUGAGGUGAUGAUAAUGAAGACAAAUUUAGGCAUUAUCUUCAAUUCCCUAGAAGCAUGUCAUUCCAGUUUUAGUCAGAGUACAUUUUUUUUUUUUAAGUCUACAGCAUGUUUUUGGGCUUCCCAGGAAUUGUUACAUACUAGAUUCUGAUAUACAAGCAAAUGCAGACCUGAAAAGCACUCAGGAGCAGUCUGUGCCUGCAGAAAGUCCAGCAGCUUUGAAUGACUAUAACUUAACCAAAUGUCAUGAAAUAGAAAAUGUGGACAGUGCAGAAGGCCCAGCCAAUGAAGAUGAAGAUACAGGAGAUGAUUCGAUGAAAGUGAAAGAUGAAUACAGCGAAAGAGAUGAAAAUGUUCUAAAGCCAGAGCCUAUAGGGCAUGUGGAAGAGCCUGAAAUGCCUUACGGCUAUUCAAGAGAAUAUAAUGAAUAUGAAAACAUUAAGUUGGAGAGGCAUGUUGUCUCAUAUGAUAGCAGCAGGCCAACCACUGGGAAGAUGAAUUGCGACGUGUGUGGGUUAUCGUGCAUUAGCUUCAAUGUCUUAAUGGUACACAAGCGGAGCCACACUGGUGAACGCCCAUUCCAGUGUAAUCAGUGUGGGGCGUCUUUUACUCAGAAAGGUAACCUCCUCCGCCACAUUAAACUGCACACAGGGGAAAAACCUUUUAAGUGCCACCUCUGCAACUAUGCCUGCCAGAGAAGAGAUGCGCUCACAGGGCAUCUUAGGACACAUUCUGUUGAGAAGCCUUACAAAUGUGAGUUUUGUGGACGGAGUUACAAGCAGAGAAGUUCCCUUGAGGAGCACAAGGAGCGCUGCCGCACAUUCCUUCAGAGCUCGGAUCCCGGAGACGCCGCAAGUGUGGAGGCGAGACACAUCAAAGCAGAGAUGGGAAGUGAAAGAGCUCUCGUUCUGGACAGAUUAGCAAGCAAUGUGGCAAAACGAAAAAGCUCAAUGCCUCAGAAAUUCAUUGGUGAGAAACGUCACUGCUUUGACGUCAACUAUAAUUCCAGCUACAUGUACGAGAAAGAGAGUGAGAUGAUACAGACACGGAUGAUGGACCAAGCCAUCAAUAACGCCAUCAGCUACCUGGGCGCUGAAGCCCUGCGCCCCUUAGUGCAGACGCCGCCUGCCCCCACCUCGGAGAUGGUCCCAGUUAUCAGCAGCAUGUAUCCCAUAGCCCUCACUCGGGCUGAAAUGCCAAAUGGUGCUCCCCAGGAGUUGGAAAAGAAGAGCAUCCACCUUUCAGAGAAGAGCCUGCCUUCCGAAAGAGGUCUGUCCCCCAACAACAGUGGCCAAGACUCCACGGACACUGACAGCAACCAUGAAGAACGCCAGAAUCACCUCUACCAGCAAAACCAUGUGGUCCUUCCUCGGGCACGCAAUGGGAUGCCACUUCUGAAGGAGGUGCCCCGCUCCUAUGAACUCCUCAAACCCCCACCCAUCUGCCCAAGAGACUCCAUCAAAGUCAUCAACAAAGAAGGGGAGGUGAUGGAUGUGUAUCGAUGUGACCACUGUCGAGUCCUCUUCCUGGAUUAUGUGAUGUUCACCAUUCACAUGGGUUGCCAUGGCUUUCGCGACCCUUUUGAGUGUAACAUGUGUGGCUAUCGAAGCCAUGAUAGAUAUGAGUUCUCCUCUCACAUAGCUAGAGGAGAGCACAGAGCCAUGCUGAAGUGAAUGUCCAGCCCCAGAGCCUGUGCCUGAGUUGGCAGCAUUGUCUUAAAAAAAAAAAAAAGACAAAUGAACCCUACCUAACCGAUUGCUCAUGAAGCACACUGCGUCCCAAAUGCCUUUCUAUAGCGCUUUCCUAUGCAAGGGGUCGUAUUCACAUGGAGAGCCUGAGAAACACUGUCUUCAUUCAGAGAUUGUUUGCAUCCAGAUCUAUUAUGUUGUUACUUUUGUUUUUCCCAUCAGGGGCCUGAAAUGUGCGGGAUUUAAAAGCCAAAGAAGUGUUUGGUGAUUUUCUUUUGCAGCCAUAAAACAGGUCACCCACUGGAGUUUGUUGCAAUUGGAACAGUCCCUAGUUGUGCCACAUGAGACAUUCUUCCUGGGCGACAUCAUGCAGAUGUGGAAAAAGCCUCUCAAUCACAGCCAAAAUCCACAAGAGUGAAGAGCCAGCCUUGCCGGGAAGCACCGCCCUUCUGCACUUGACACUUGACACAAGGCUGCCGUGUCCAGGUGUGCCCGCUACCCCACUUCUAUCCCACUAUGGUCCACGGGCAAGAAAAGGGCAACAGCAAGCAGGAUCUGUCACCAACCCCUGAAGACCUCGUUCCCCGAGCUCCAGCUGCACCUGCCCACGUUGUCCUGGGAGGCCUAGGCUUCUGCAGUGUGUGCUCCUCACCCCGUCUCCAGUGCCAAGUCAGGCUGCUUUGGAUUCAGCUGUCUCCAGGAGAGAAUCUACCAGAGGAGCUGGUGGUUUUCAAUCCAGACCAUCACUGCGACUCCAGAAAGUUGGCCACUGAGGAUGACGGUAUCUCUGUCCUUUGACCAGCACUGGCAGAGCAGGGAUCUGCGGGAAGAAGUCUUGGCAGCUGCUUGGAAGCCCUAGUGGCCUUCAUGAGUAUCGGCAGACAGACCCAGAGCAAACUUGUCAGUGAUUUCUUUUCUUUCUUUUUUCUUUUUGCAUAAAAAAUGUCAAAGACUCCCAAAAGUGUAGCUUAGCUUCCUCCCGACAG
This is a messenger RNA of Ochotona princeps (American pika), 3067 nucleotides long. It is a transcript of the gene IKZF3, whose product is annotated as IKAROS family zinc finger 3. Gene Ontology annotation, biological process: regulation of transcription by RNA polymerase II. Lineage: Eukaryota; Metazoa; Chordata; Mammalia; Lagomorpha; Ochotonidae. Gene Ontology annotation, molecular function: RNA polymerase II cis-regulatory region sequence-specific DNA binding; DNA-binding transcription factor activity. The coding region runs from base 708 to 2066 and encodes 452 amino acids. Gene Ontology annotation, cellular component: nucleus. The record is from RefSeq and is a predicted model, not a curated record. The transcript is spliced from 8 exons.